AUGGACUCUCCGGCGCCACAGCAGCCUGCAACCGCGAGCGGCAGCGGGAAGAAGCAGCGCGGCGAGCGAUGGGGCGAGCAGGAGGAUGCGAGAUUUGUAAAUCUCAGGAUUGAGAAUCCAGACAUGUCGUGGGAAGAAUUUCAAAGGGUUCAUAUCCCCUACCCAGCUGCGCAAGAGCUUUCUUCCAUCUUGAUCGCUUUGAUCGAAAACGUGUAUGGUCCAUAUUGGUCUAACGUUGCCCCAAAAAAACAGGUCCUGAGAGCGAGGAUUGAACAGAAAAAAGCAUCUACUAGAGAGGCUGCAGCUGGUGCGGCAUCAUCCUUCCAAGAUCGCGAGACCCUUUCUCCAUUCACCGAGAGCGAAGACGACUCGGCAAGCCACGUCUCGUAUGAAGGCGGCCGUUCACUUCGUCACCGACGCGAUUACGCAGAUAAGCCAGGGGAUGAACCAAGCUCGAAAAGACGGCGAACUCUCCCUGCCAGGACUCGCCGUCGACCCGUCCGUUUAGGCUACGAAGACGAUGCCAUGGCUGAAGACGAUGGACUAGCUAAGCUUCUUGACUUAGUCACCGCGGAAGAUUUUACCAAAAUACACCAGCGAGCGAAGGCCUGUCUCUCAGAGACCAAACGAGCUGAAAAUGCGCUACGCCAGAAUGCUGAGCUGGAGCGUCGAUUGAAAGAGGCAGAAGCCGAGCUCCGAGAACUUACUGAGCGGGCAAAAAAGGACUCUAAAAAGACCGAGCAGGAGAUAGAGGACCGAAAAGAUAUAAAGUAUGAAGGCCUCGAGGUCGAGCUUACGGGAAUGGAUGAGGAGUCCAAAGCCAAGGUCAGAACCUCCUGGGAGAUCAUCAAAUCCAAAGUCCGCGACACGUUUACCCUUCGACAAUGGGAUGAGGCCGGCAUGGGUCCAGCAGUGAAUACAGUCCAGCAAGUUAUUGACAAGCUCAUGGAAACAUCAGCGGCAACAGCACCGAACGGGCAUCCCGGAGAAGAUGUUGGCACCACCAGCCAAAAAUCCCCUACGAUGGGAAAUUGA
This is a messenger RNA of Trichophyton benhamiae CBS 112371, 1035 nucleotides long. RefSeq lists its product as uncharacterized. The transcript is spliced from 3 exons. NCBI's taxonomy places the organism in Eukaryota, Fungi, Ascomycota, Eurotiomycetes, Onygenales, Arthrodermataceae. The coding region runs from base 1 to 1035 and encodes 344 amino acids. The record is from RefSeq and is a predicted model, not a curated record.